Molecule: messenger RNA, 1143 nt
Organism: Erigeron canadensis
Lineage: Eukaryota; Viridiplantae; Streptophyta; Magnoliopsida; Asterales; Asteraceae
Exons: 6
Coding region: 1-1143 (380 amino acids)
Source: RefSeq, a predicted model, not a curated record
AUGGUGUCUUCCAAGCGUUUUCUGGCCAUUUUGACUCUUCUUAUGGUGGUGGUGGUUCUUGUAUCUUCUGAUCAUACCAAUACCAAAAAUGAAGAAAAUCUUGAUGCAACUAAAAAGAGUGAAAAUACGAAAGAAGAACAGAUACGAGCUGCUGGAUUUGGUGCAGGAUGGGGAGCAGGCACAGGAAGAGGUGAUGGAUUAGGUGGCAAUAGAGGAAGGGGUGCUGGUGGUGGAUUAGGUGGUGGUCCAGCAGGUGGCGACGGUGAAGGUGCUGGAUGGGGUGGUGUUGCUCCGGGUGGUGGUGGUACUAGUGGUGGUGGAUGGGGUGGUGGUGGUAGUCCUGGAUGGCUUGGUGGUAGUGGUGGGUUAAUCCCUGGAUUUGGUGGUGGUGGUAGUCGUCCAGGAAUGGGCGGUGGUCCCGGAAUGGGUGGUGGUGGUGGUCCCGGUAUGGGCGGUGGAAUUCCGGGAAUGGGUGGUGGUGCUAGUGGUUGUUUCGGAUGUCCUGGUGGCGGUGGUGCAGAGGCGAAGAAGAAGAAAGAAGAAGAAGUUUCUGGUGCGGUUAACGGUUUUACUUGUGGUGUUAGUACAGGGAAAGCCAGACGACGCUUACUCAGAUCAGACAACACAGAGCCCUCAAACACCGGAAAUAUAGACUCUAACACCGAAAACCGAGACCACCCGGACGUAGACUUGGAUCAAUAUUACUCAAAGAAAGGUUCAACGUCCGAGGUGCGCUCAAGUCCUAGAUUCUCCGAAGGUAGUGGGUUGUUCAAAACUGGUGAUAGUUCAGGGGAAGAAGAUAAUCAGGAUAAAACUGAUCAACAGGCUUUAACCGAGAUUCCUAGAGAAAAUCCUCAGCCAACUCAACCAGAUAUUGAAGCAAGGUUGGAAACGCUAGGAAACUCAAGCAGGCAGCCCGGUACCCUACCGAGCAACACUCAGCAGAACCCGAAACCUCAACAAAAUAGCCAAGGAUCUGGAGCUAAAUACAACCAUCCGAAUGCAAGAAAUGAGCAAGUCAACGCAAUCACACAAGAGCAGGUUGAACCAGAAGUUGCGGUUGAUGAAGAGAUCGAGAUGGAGCCAAUCCCGGCCAUUCCAUCCAAGAAAGUUGAGAAACCUACUGUUGAGGCACCUCCGUGA